Messenger RNA from Crotalus tigris (Tiger rattlesnake), 5396 nucleotides. It is a transcript of the gene SLC16A5, whose product is annotated as solute carrier family 16 member 5. The transcript has 5 exons. The coding region runs from base 1204 to 2682 and encodes 492 amino acids. The record is from RefSeq and is a predicted model, not a curated record. Lineage: Eukaryota; Metazoa; Chordata; Lepidosauria; Squamata; Viperidae. Gene Ontology annotation, biological process: monocarboxylic acid transport; transmembrane transport. Gene Ontology annotation, molecular function: monocarboxylic acid transmembrane transporter activity.
AGAUAGCGCCCAGUGUUAAACAUCAGUAUUAUAAAGGUCAGUACUUGUAAAAAAAGAAUUCAUUUAAGUUGUGAUUUUUAUACUAAUGACAACAUAAUAAAAGAAGCCAGACCGGGUGUUAACACUAUUUUAAAAAAUGUGUUUGUUGUUUAAAUAAGGUGAUAAAUGUUGCACCUAUGGCAAAGGGCACAGGCUGUGAUAGGCUAGAAAUAAAUUAAUGCCUACAGUAUAUCAAAAGGAUAUUCCUUUAAAUAGUUGGAUAAGGGUUGGGACAUGGCUAGGAUAUAAUGAAAUGCAUAUUCAAAAAAUGCAUACUAUUUCUAAAUAGUAGGGAAAGUCAGUUACAAUUCUACUCAUAGCUCUUUAAGGGCAAUUUUUUGUAUUAACCCAGGAACUCUUUAGAAGCCCCUGAUGGUUCCUUCACUAUACUAUACUAGAAAACUUCACUUGAGUUAUAUAAAAUUACUCAGGGUAAGAAAAAUCCAACUGUAAAGCAAGAAGAAAAAAAAUGUGCAGAAGGCAGUAGCCUUUUUAAAGAGUUGCUGCAGAAGAAAGUAAGGCAGCUUCCUGAGAUAACCCAAGAGAUCUUAUGUAAAGGAGGUCCUCAGAGCACUAAUUAAGGUACAGUGGCCAUAGCAGCAGUCUGUGCAGGCAAAUGCCACAGACACUUCAUAUAGUGUCUUCAGCAUGACACGCCCCUCUGGGCCCAAUGAAUCAGUUGCUGAGGUAAUAAUUGGGGGGGGGCUGCAGGUGGGCCCCAGUUCCAUUUGUACUGGAUUAACAGUUGGAGCAGCUGUUUCGCUGGGCCUAACUGAAGGGCCACUCACCCCUGCUUUAGUCUUGACAACUGCAUUCUGAUGCUCUAAAAUUAUGAUCACAGUUCCUUUUUUUAUAUUUUAUUACUUUAUUCCUUACAUUAUUGACCUGAAAUAUUAUCCUGGGCAUGAAAUAUGUAGGCGUGUAGCUGCAGGUGGGUUGAGUAAGAAGUGAUAAAAAAUGCAGGAAGUGUUAUUUACAGGACCAUUCAUAAAAACGCUUGCAGCUGAUAGUAAAAACUUGCUGGCAGUAGUGAGCUAAUGAGUGUAUGUAAGUAAGGAUGGUAAGAAACCUUUAUCCCCUUUUCAAGGUGCCGGAAUAACAAGUAAUGUUUUCCAGUUAAUUUGGUGGCUUAUUGCUCAACUCCCCUUUGAGAUUUGGUCAAGAAUGGACUCUUUAAGACACUUUACAAAGAUGCUCCAAGAAGGAGAGGCAUCCCCUAGAAUCUUCAAAGACCAGGAUCGAGGAUGGGCUUGGAUGGUCUUAAUUGCCACAGUGCUGGUUCAAAGUCUAACACUGGGUUUUCCUUCAUGCAUUGGAGUCUUCUUCAAGGAUCUGCAGCAUGAUUUCCACGCUACCAAUAGUGAGACAUCAUGGUUUCCCUCCAUCAUGACAGCUGUCCUCCAUGCAGGUGGUCCUCUUUGUAGCAUUUUGGUGGAUCGAUUUGGCUGCAGGGUAACAGUCAUGGUAGGAGGCCUGCUCAGUGGAGUGGGCAUGGUUGCCAGCGCUUUCUCUAACUCACUUAGUGAGCUUUACCUAACAGCUGGAUUCAUCACUGGCCUGGGAUCAUCUUUUAGCUUCCAAGCAGGUGUCACCGUACUUGGUUAUUAUUUUAUACAACGGCGAGCAUUAGCCAAUGCCUUGGCCUCCACUGGAAUCUCCAUUGGCAUGACACUGUGGCCACUAAUUUCCCAAAACCUGCUUGAUGAGAUGGGCUGGAGAAACACAUUUCUAAUCUUUGGGGGAGUGUUGCUGAACUGCUGCGUGUGUGGGGCUGUGAUGAGGCCAGUCCCAGGUAAGCUGUCUGCCCUUUCACUGAAAUCUUGUUCUGAACAGUCAGCUGGAGGAAUGCCCAAUGGAAACACUUCGCAUCAUAAAGAACCAUGUCAGUCAAGAUUUACUGUGUGUUCCCAGACCCUGAAGAAGUAUCUAGCUUUUGAUGUCUUCUGCAAGAACAAAGGCUACCAAAUCUAUACCCUUGGAGUUACCUGGAUGGUGAUGGGUUUUGUUCUGCCUCUUGUUUAUUUGGUACCCUAUGCCAUCUUGAAUGGAGUAGAGGAACAGAAAGCAGCCCUCCUAAUUUCCAUUAUUGGAUUCAUCAACAUAUUUAUGCGCCCAAUUGCAGGCCUUCUCUCAGGUCUUAGUGUCUUCACUGGCAGGAGGAUCUACCUGUUUAGCUCAGCUGUGAUGCUCAAUGGCCUGAGCAACCUCAUCUGUGCUGUGUCAGCUGAGUAUAGUAUUCUUGUCCUCUACUGCUCGGUCUAUAGCGUCUCCAUGAGUGUCAUCGGUGCACUUCUCUUCCAAGUGUUAAUGGAUGUAGUGGAAAUGGACAGGUUCUCUAGUGCCUUGGGUCUUUUCACCAUCUUGGAAAGUAUCACCAUUCUUAUCGGACCUCCUCUUGCAGGUCUUCUUGUGGAUGUUACAGGACACUUUAGUUAUGUCUUCUAUGCUUCCAGCUUCUUCAUGGUAACAGCUUCUCUGUUCAUGGGUCUUAGCUUUUGCAUGUUGGAAGCCAAAAACAAACAGAAAGAGGUUAAUAAGCCACUCUCUGAAGAUCUCUCCAAAGGAAAAUACAUAGAGGUGCCAACUGAAUUUGUGCCUGUGAAGAACAGUCCUCCUGAAGUAAUGUAUAUAACAAGCAUCUGAAGGCAAAGGAGCUGAAGGAAUAUUGUAUUAUGCAAAAAUGCAAAAGCCGGGGGAAGGGACAUCACGCAGAGAAGUGCCUCUUUUUCAUGCUCACCUCCUUCCUGCUACAAUGGUCUACUCAACUGGGUUCGGUUCAGAUUUCUAGAGAAAUUAUCCAGAUAAGAAGAGACACAAGCACUAAGGAGCACUUUAAACAAAAUGUAUAAGAUGCAAUUCUUAUGACAGCAUCUGAUAUUACUUGAAGUAUAGCAAAUUAUCAGGUUUUCUUACAGACUCUUAGUAAAAACAGGACAUUUACCCUUUUGGUUGUUAACUAUCUCGUUCUCUAAAACAAGCAAGCCCAGCAUAUUAUUACUUAUACAGGACAUUUGGUUUUGGAGAAGUCAAUUGGUUGCAAUUAAGCUUGUAUUGAAGUCAACUGGUGGACUUCUUUCCAAGCGUAAGUGCAGAAUUCUUAUUUAUUGAUCAUUACUGCUAGUUUCUUGAAUGUUAAGCAGAAUUGUUCAUCCCUGUUUUAUAAUUUGAGGGCAUUUUCUAGAGGAAUGUAUCACGUAUAAAGCAGCCUGAGUGGAAUUAUAUGCACUGCUAUAACCAAAGUGAAUAUUUUCUGCAUUUCAAAGCCUUUUUAUGGAGAGAAUAAAGUCUUAAUCCCGAAACUGCAACUUGAAGUAAAAGUGGACAGCUCCAAAGUGCCUAUGCAUUAACCAAUAGUGGCUUAAAUUUUUCUUCCUCUUUGAAUGUAUGUCGCUGCAUGACACUUUCUAGAGCUGUGGUGGUGCAGUGAUUAGAAUGCAGUAUUGCAGAUUAAUUCUGCUGACUGCCAGCAGUUCGAGUCUCACCUGCUCAAGGUUGACUCAGCCAUCCAUCCUUCCGAGGUCAGUAAAAUGAGGACCCACAUUUUUAGGGGCAAUAGGCUGACUCUGUAAACUGCUUAAAGAGGGCUGUAAAACACAGUGAAGUGGUAUAUAAGUUUAAGUGCUAAGUCAUGACCAUACAGUGAAGUGGUCAUCUUAUUUUUGGAGGGACCAGUAGAUCCUAUCACUUUCAAAAUGUCAGUAUGGUACAGGAAGUCAUUUUUGUUCUUGUUUUUACUGGGGUUUAAAAGGCUUCAAAUAGUCUCUGCAGAGCCAACUCUUUACAUACAUAAAGAUACGUAUAGGAGUAAAAAGGUAAUCUUAUUGGUUUAAAGGAAAUUAGGUCUUAGAAAUGCUGCUUCUCUCAGGCAAUAGGUUGAAAUAAAGACCAUUUCUGCUCUGGACUGGAAUUCUCAACAAAACUAUAUAGUGAAGAGGAUGUUAUUUCUCUUAAAUCUGUUUCUUAAAGGAACUGUUUUACUCUGAACAUGAUUUGCUUUUCCUAGUUUCUUUUAAAACAGCAGUAUUUAUAUUGGAACAUGUAUGUUUCAAUCCAGGCUGGCUUACUUGCUUUUGACAGUUCAGAUUUUCAUUUAAUAUUCUACUCUUCCAAUUCUCUGUAUCUCUCUGUAAACAUUCAGCUUAUUUAAGUCUUCUGAAGUCCAUAGUGGUUUCUAAUGAAAUAAAAUAUUGGCUAGGAACUCAAGCACUUAAGAUUCAAAAGAACAGAUGUUGAAAUGAAAUAAGAAGGCAGUCACAGCCCUAUUGAUCAACCUAAAAGUUGACUUUAUGUGAAUUGAAAUGACAGGAAUGUAGGAUUGGCCCAAAGCGUAUUUGUGUCCGGAAGGAUUAAAAGUAGCCCAAGAUUACUUUGUGCUUCAAAUAACUGGGAGAGGAUGGGGGUGGAAGAAGGGGAAAAGGAAUUUACUAGAAUUGGAUGGAAGCUGAACUUCCAAAUGUCACGUCCACAAACAUGGUUUGGAAAAACCCUACUCUGAAAGUCAGACCUCCAAACUUUUAAAGUCUGGAUGGGUUAUUUUUCCAGCAUGAUACAGUGAAAAUAAACUUGCGUAUGUGAAUCUCUAUGAACAUAGUGUAUACAGAACAGAAAGAGGAAAAUCUAUCUGCAUAGGACAAACAAAAUGUAUUUUCAAUCUUAAAACACACUUCAGUUAUUAAAAGGCUACUGAGAUUACAGUGUGACAAGUCAUGAAGGAUACUUUGACCUAUCUGUAGACUGUCUAUAAUACUAAGUGGAAAUUUUAAAAUCAGUAGCAGUGAGGGUUGCUGCUAUCUUUAUGCCCCCCUUUUUAAGAUGUCUAGGGAUUAUCUAGCUGGCUAAUAUAGUGGAAACAGAAAACUUUAGUCUAAAUUCUUAGGUUUCUUACAUUAUACAAAACUAAAUACCCUGAAGAUCUAAUGCAAGAAUGUAAUAAAAUUUAUUCAAUAUUAAGUACUCCCCAUCCACUGCAUGGAAUCUUUUCUUUAAAAAAGUGUAAGCUAUUUGAUAGGCAGGUUGGUUAGAUGGUUGUCUUAAAGUAAUUUGCAAUGCCUUAUUUUCAUGAUUGUGGUCAGUUUAUUACUAGAUAACUGAAUUAUUUACUGGAAAUUUUAUGGGAAGCCUUUCAAAUAUCUAUGUAAGUCAAAUGCACUCAGUUACCAUUGCAAACUUGGGAGCACUAAAGUGUAUCAGUAGAGAAGCUUUUAAAAUGCAACAAAAAGCUAUUGUGCUUGUUUCAGGAUUAAAAGACAUCUUGUUAUUUCUUUUCUCUGAAUACAUCAUUUGAAAAGGGUCCAAGUCUGCUUUUUUCUAUUCUUUUUGAAUAAAGCCUCUCUACAUAAAGAUUUUUGAAGAUACUG